This is a messenger RNA of Bombyx mandarina (wild silkworm), 2061 nucleotides long. RefSeq names its product synaptic vesicle glycoprotein 2A. Gene Ontology annotation, biological process: transmembrane transport. Gene Ontology annotation, molecular function: transmembrane transporter activity. The record is from RefSeq and is a predicted model, not a curated record. Gene Ontology annotation, cellular component: membrane. NCBI's taxonomy places the organism in Eukaryota, Metazoa, Arthropoda, Insecta, Lepidoptera, Bombycidae.
GCAUUUCGUCCCUCGGAUUGUUGCGAGAUUCUAAAUGAGCUGCAACAUUUCUGCUAUAGUAUACCCGGCGCUACGAAAACGAACCUCGCAGUCGACAACAAUAGAAAUAUGUAGUAACAGGUGUUGUUUGCGAAGCGAUAUAAACGCGCGGAGGAGUACGGCUCCCGUGUUUGUACAAGACAUAGAACAGAAUCCUUCUGCAAACUACGGAGAUAUCAAGAUUAUAUCAUUAACGUAUAAAAGUGUGUGCGGGACGACAGUACGAGGAGUGUCCGCCCGAGGACGGUCGCGUCGGAGCUGCCAGCCGCAUCACCGUCUCGGAGCGCCCAGCCCGGCCGGUAGCCGUACUUGCGCGAUGGCGGUGGGGCAGGACGCGGGCGCCGCUCGUCCCGCCGAGGAGAUCCCCCACGACCACCUGUACAAGGUGACCGGCUUGUCCUCCACUAAUCUACAGAAACUCGCACAAGAACACGCAGCACCCGAACCAGAGGCCGCGGACUUUGAGGAAGCGAUAGCAGCGACGGGAUACGGCAAGUUCAAUCUGUGUCUGAUGCUGUGCAGCCUGCCCGCCUUCUUCAGCGCAGUCUCCGUCACCAGCUCCACCUCGUACAUCUUCUCGCGAGCGCAGUGCGACAUGAACUUGUCUCUCUUGGAUAUGGGAACUGUGACGGCCAUGACUUACGGAGGAAUGAUAUCGUCCGCGAUGGUGUGGGGCUUCCUGUCGGACACGCUCGGCCGGCGCCAGAUCAUGGUGUGGGGCUUCUUCUGCUCCGGCCUGGUCGAGCUCACGGCCGCCAUGAGCCAGAACUUCGCCACGCUCUUAGUCAUGAGGUUCGCCAGUGGCUUUCUGUUCAACGGGCCGUUCGCGGUUCUGAUCUCGUACAUCGCGGAGCUGCACCGCACGGAGCUGCGCGCGCGCGUGAUCCUGCUGAGCAGCCUGUUCUACACGCUCGCCAGCACCACGCUGCCGCUCCUCGCCUGGGCCCUGCUCGACGAUCAAUAUACCAUCACGAUAUAUCCGGGCUAUUUCGUGCUUCAUUCGUGGAACAUAUUCUUGCUGACGACGGGUCUGGUGCCCCUUCUCACGGGGAUCGUCUUCCUCUGUCUGCCAGAGAGUCCUAAGUUCCACAUGUCGCGCGGCAGAAACGAUGAAGCUAUGGCUACCUUCCGCAAAAUAUACUCCCUGAACACGGGGAAGCCUGCUGAGGAGUUCCCAAUAAAGAAGUUGGUGGAAGAAAAGCAAGAGCGUCAGAGGGGCGGAGUGGCGGCGCUGCGGGGCGGAGGGGCACAGCUGGCGCCACUGUUCCGCGCUCCCUACGGCAAGUGGUUGCUGCUAAUGUGCGUGCUGCAUGCCGGAUCUAUGUUUGGGUCGAACACCGUCCGACUGUGGUACCCGCACCUCGCUGCCAUGCUGGGGUCAGACGACGCGGACAGCCUGUGCUCGGCCAUCGCCCCCAGCGCGCCCCCGCCCCCCGACGGCGGCGCGGCCCCGCCCUGCCUCCCCGUGCACACGGACAUGCACACGUACCUGCAGAGCGCGGCAGUGGGCGCGGGCUCCGUGCUCACCUACGGUAUCGGAGGAGUGCUCAUCAAUAGGUGUGGCAAGAAGCUGGUGACCGGUUUCUGCGGCAUAGCGAGCGGCGUGCUGCUAGCCGCGCUGCCGUCCCUGGGCACCAGCUCAGUGUCCGUGGUCACCGUGGUGACCGCCGCGCUGGCGCUGACCGCCCUCAGCGCGGCCUCCAUGUCCAGUAUUGCUGUAGAUUUAUUCCCGACGGCACUGAGAUUGUUUAACUUCAGAGUGAUGGCCAUGGCCACCUUCCUGAUGUGCGGUCGGCUGGGCACCAUCACCGGCGCGGUCGCGUUCCCCGCCCUCAUCGAGUACGGCUGCAUCCCGCCCUUCAUCACGAUAGCGGCUGUCCUGGGAGUUUGUGGCUGUGCUUGCUACCUGCUGCCAAAUACUACCCUGAAGAAAUUAGAAUAAAUUUGAAGGUGAAACAAAUAUAAGGAGAUAAUGAAGGAUAGUGGAGAGCGAAGCGAGAGCCUCGCCCCUUGUCCGCGACA